Molecule: messenger RNA, 924 nt
Organism: Cryptomeria japonica (Japanese cedar)
Lineage: Eukaryota; Viridiplantae; Streptophyta; Pinopsida; Cupressales; Cupressaceae
Exons: 1
Coding region: 16-693 (225 amino acids)
Source: RefSeq, a predicted model, not a curated record
UAAUCAUUCGUAAAAAUGUCGGGUAGGGCACGGGAUAAUUGUAAAAUCUGUGGACGAAAUUGCAGGAGGACUUUAUCAGGUGGACUUAUAUGGAGGAGGGAGGAUGUAUUGAGGGUAAGCCAUUGUUAUUUGACAGACAUGAUGAUGAGUUUCACGUUGGCGCCAUUCUCAGUGACCCUGUUGAGGCCCACGAUAAGAAGCAGGAGUUUGCUCAGCUUUGAAAUCCCUACAAAGAAAAGCGGUAGCUGUGUUGCUCCUGUACAAGAAGACACACACUUGUCUCCAUUUACCAGAUGUUGCUUUGCACCUCAUGCUAUUCGAAAAUGCAGAGACAUAUCUGUGGAGAAGGAGAAGGAGAAGCAGAGGGUUUCCCCUUGGGUGGAAAUGGUUUUGCUAGGGUUAGGGGCGUGGAUAAUUGUGGGAUCAACAGAGGCAGCCUGGGCAUUUGGACCAGAGGGCUCUGGUCCCCUUGUUGAGGAGUUUUGGGAAAACAUGAGGAGAUACGGCCUCUACUUCUUCACAGUGGGGACAGGUGCACUCUACACCAUAUUGAAGCCCAUCUAUGACCUCUUGAAGAGUCCCGUUUCUGCAGUGCUGGUUAUUGUUAUUCUCUCUGCCUCCUUCUAUCUCCUUUACCUUGUGUUAAGUGCCAUGAUAGGUCUUUCAGACUUUUCAUACCAAUAUGCCUCCUAACAACUCUACACUACUGUUUUCUUCGAAGGCUAUUGGGUAAAAUGAUGUGGAGAUUUUCACAUCAAUGUUUUGGAUCACGCUAUGUGAUCCAUGGCCCAUCAUCUUAAGCCCAAGGAAUAGAGAUGGCAGAUUUUAGUUUUGUUAAAACUACAUUUACCCACAUAGACUUGUAAAUACUAUUGCAAUUCUCUUUCUUUUUUUCCUUCAAUGCUGCUUUGCUUCUGAACAAUA